This is a messenger RNA of Nematostella vectensis (starlet sea anemone), 1168 nucleotides long. RefSeq names its product ubiquitin carboxyl-terminal hydrolase isozyme L3. Gene Ontology annotation, cellular component: cytoplasm. Gene Ontology annotation, biological process: ubiquitin-dependent protein catabolic process; protein deubiquitination. The record is from RefSeq and is a predicted model, not a curated record. Gene Ontology annotation, molecular function: cysteine-type deubiquitinase activity. The transcript has 10 exons. NCBI's taxonomy places the organism in Eukaryota, Metazoa, Cnidaria, Anthozoa, Actiniaria, Edwardsiidae. Bases 102 to 794 code for a protein of 230 amino acids.
AACUUUGUCUAUUACCGCUGACCCCUUUUGACUCAGAAAGGUUCAGCCCCAUUCAAGAUAUCCAUUCUGCUUUCCCAUUUGUUUCUGUCAACAUAGCAAAAAUGGCCCCCCCUUGGCUUCCACUCGAGUCUAAUCCUGAUGUUAUGAACAAGUUUGUGAAGAACCUGGGUCUAAAGCCAAAGUUCAAGUUUGUUGAUGUCUUUGGUCUUGAUGACGAACUGUUGUGCAUGCUUCCACAGCCAGUGUUUGCCUUUCUGUUACUAUUUCCAGUCGAUGAAAAGUAUGAAGCUUUCACUAAAUCCCAGUCAGAGCAAAUAAAAAAGAGUGGGCAGGAGGUCAGCCCAGACUUGUACUAUAUGAAGCAAACAGUUAGCAAUGCUUGUGGGACUGUGGCAAUUGUACACUCUAUAGCUAAUAACACCUCACAACUUGAUCUUGAAGAUGGAGAGCUUAAAAAAUUCAUAGAUGCUACAAGAUCACUUAGUCCCCAGGAGAGAGGAGAGAAACUAGAAACAGACGAGGGUAUCACUGAGGCUCAUGAAGCCAGUGCACAGGAAGGCCAAACUGAGGCACCCUCUGCCGACGAACCUGUCAAUUUGCAUUUUGUAUCUAUAGUUCACAAAGAUGGUGCUGUUUAUGAACUUGAUGGACGUAAAGAGUUCCCCAUCAAUCAUGGGAAAUCAACACCUGAAACAUUUAUGAAGGAUGCGGCACGAGUGUGUAGAGAAUUCAUGACAAGAGACCCUACAGAACUCCACUUCACUGUUGUUGCCCUUGCAGAGAGUCCAGAGUAAUAAAACCUCUCCUUGCUGGGAUUCGAAAGAAAUUGAACCUAUAUUCACUGCAUGAGAAACAGUUCAUUGCUGUUAUCCCCUACAAUAGUUCUAGAUGCACAAAUUCUCGUUAUCUAAUGUAAGACCUACAGUAAUCAGCCUACUGGAAUCUUGCACCACAGAGAAGCUCUUGUAAGGGGGCAAGAGUUAUCGACACCUAAUUUAAUUCGGAAAUGCAUGGCUUAACAAAUGGAAUGAAUUUAUUUUAUUCAGUAAGCUAUAUUUAAACAUAGCUUUCUGGCGAGAGGUAUGGUUCGUUAGACUUGUACUUUGGGGUCUGUUAGGACCAAAGCGCAACUCAACGUAAGAGAUAAAUAGACUAAAUUCGACCACAA